Silurus meridionalis is the source of this 1434-nucleotide messenger RNA. RefSeq names its product DAN domain family, member 5 (gene dand5). The record is from RefSeq and is a predicted model, not a curated record. The coding region runs from base 433 to 1137 and encodes 234 amino acids. Lineage: Eukaryota; Metazoa; Chordata; Actinopteri; Siluriformes; Siluridae. Gene Ontology annotation, biological process: determination of heart left/right asymmetry. The transcript is spliced from 2 exons.
GUUGUAUUAGAUGAGGAGAUGACCAUGUGCCCAUCAGAGCUCAGAGUGAUCAUGUGUGAUGUUUCGGUUCCCACGGUUCUCAGAGUUCCUCACCGCGUUCCCACCACCUCUCAAACUCACCUGCUGUAAAACACCACGCUGGAGUGUGUGAAUUUCUCCUCUCCUCACACUGUGCCAUGAUGCGAUUUUACUGCACCAGUUCCGCCACUUUACAGGACCAGGAGUUACCCUAGACCGCUUUAUAAAGCGCGAGCUUUUGCGCGUUCACUUCACACAGACAGCAAGGUGAGCACGCGCGCGACCUUGAACCGCAAAAACCCUCGAACCUGCAACAUUUUUUCUUCUUGAAAAAAAAAAAAAUUACUGGUGCGCUUUUCUUUUCAGUGCCGGUGGUUUAUUUGUAUUUUUUUUGCAAUCCUGUUCCUGAACGAGAUGCGCGCAUUCGGUUUGAUCAAUUUUGCGGCGUUGAUUGCGUCUCUGUGCGCGCUCCCGCGGCACGUUCCAGACCACGAGUUCUCCGGCGACGGAGCGGAAGAGCCGAUCAGGGGUUCGGUCAGAGUGGUGAAGCUGAGCCCGCACUUUCUGCGCCAUUCCCCGGGCGCGCUGAUGAAGAGGGGACCGUUCCCAGCCUUCUUGGCCAUGGGUCGCCCGGGGCCUUCUGCGCACGCACGCGCACCCCCUGCGCCGCUCCCGCACCUGAGCGCGAGCUACACCGGCGCCCACGCCAAGAGGAGACAAGGCCUGGAGAUGUGGCAGAGGGUGAUGCAAAAAAGCGAGGCGACCAAAGAGGUUCUGUCACUGCCAUUUAACUCCAAAGAUGCGGGAACGCAGAGCUGCGCGGCGCUGCCUUUCACCCAGAGAAUAACCGAGGAGGGCUGCGAGCCGAUAACCGUCCACAAUAAACUGUGCUUCGGCCAGUGCAGCUCCAUGUUCGUGCCCCCGAACGGAGAGUCCGGUGAGCACCGCGGCGGUCCGUCUUGCUCGCGCUGUGGCCCGUCCAGAGCGCGCACCGUGCACGUGCCCAUGCGCUGCGGCUCGCAGGUGCGCGAAAAGCGCGUGAUGCUGGUGGAGGAGUGCAAGUGCGAAACCGGGAGGGAGGAGGAACAGAAAUCCGACAACAUGGCCAUGCAUUUAUAAAGCCGCACUGCCAAAGUGUGUGUGCGCGCGUGCGUUUGAGCCUGCUUGUGCGUGUGCGUGUGCGUGUGCGUGUGUGUGUGUGUGUGUGUGUGUGAUGACAAACGCGCUUAUUCGCAGAAUUUAUGACGACAGAACCACUUUAGGUUCUUCAAUCGGACAUAGUUUGAUUUUCCAAACUGAAACUUCAUCCGAACAUCCGUUUCGAUUAUUCCGACGGAAUUAUUGUACUUUUGCAUGUUAUUUCAUGCUUCUCCCGAGUGAUGUCGCUGUUUCACGACAAUUCUGUACCUGACACAA